CACAUUCGAUCUGUCCAAUGUCAUGUUUGAUUUAGAUGUCUGUCCAAGGUUGUUUGACCUCUGUCCUGUUCUCUUCUGUUUGUCUGCAGUGUGCUCAAGGCUGAGUCAGCAGAAUCUGAUCGGUCAGCAGCCCUCUACCUAUGCCAAGACAUACAACGGGCAGCACUGUCAGGCCCAAUCAGAUGUCCCCAUGUGCUCAGAUGACGACUGGGUCUCCAAAUGCCCCUCUGGCUGCAGAGUCCAGGGGAUGAUCUCACAGAUGGAGAGCGAGGUAGAGAGAAAACUGAGGAUGGUGUGCAAGAAAGCAAAGAUGUACGAAGACGCAGCUGAGAAGACCAUGAAGGCGAUGACGCACGUCUACAACCGCAACCGUAGAGUCAUCGUUGACAGAUACAUUUCAGAACUGAAGUUUGUGGAACACAGCCAAGGACUGGCGAGAAACCUCACGUCCCUACGGAGGAAAUCUUCAAGGCUGUCAAAGCAGCUCCAGGAGCUGAACCAUAAAGUCCAGGAACAAGUCCGAGAGUUGUACCGUACAGAGGUUGAUAUUGACAUGAAACUCCGAGCCUGCCAAGGGUCCUGCAAAGCGGUGGUACCAUUCACUGUUCGUCAUCAUAGUUACGAAACUCUUCAAACUGCCAUGCAACAACUGGGCAAGGGUCUGAAGAAGAAAAAGGCUGCAGCUGUGCCUCUUCAGGACAUCCCACACAUCAACCUGCAGCCUAUAGAUGUGAGCCAGGUAUCAUCCGCAGACUACAAGACCAUACCGACAGUCCAAAGAGAGCUGCUCACUCAGUUUGAGGACAUCGGACAGAACCGGAUUUUUCUGGAGGAACUGCUGACGGAGUCUGAAGGUGUGGAGGCUGACAGUCCAUCUGAACUGGAGUAAUGAGUUCAACUAAAGGAAAUGCAUUUUCAAGCGGGGGGGGGGCUGUAGACCUGGAGUGGUCCACCAUAACAAACACGUUAAAAUUAAACUGGCUACUGGUGGUUUGAAGGAUUUUAUGGUGCUCUGUCCCUGCAAAUUAAUGUUUCUAGAGUGGUGGUUUGAUUGUUUUAAAGUGGUUUCUUUGAAUAAAAAAAUUAUUUAUG
Messenger RNA from Cheilinus undulatus (humphead wrasse), 1092 nucleotides. Its product is annotated as fibrinogen alpha chain. Gene Ontology annotation, cellular component: fibrinogen complex. Gene Ontology annotation, molecular function: signaling receptor binding. The record is from RefSeq and is a predicted model, not a curated record. The transcript is spliced from 4 exons. Lineage: Eukaryota; Metazoa; Chordata; Actinopteri; Labriformes; Labridae. Gene Ontology annotation, biological process: protein polymerization; blood coagulation; platelet activation. Bases 23 to 889 code for a protein of 288 amino acids.